Messenger RNA from Dalotia coriaria, 2514 nucleotides. RefSeq lists its product as uncharacterized. The coding region runs from base 1 to 2514 and encodes 837 amino acids. The transcript has 2 exons. The record is from RefSeq and is a predicted model, not a curated record. NCBI's taxonomy places the organism in Eukaryota, Metazoa, Arthropoda, Insecta, Coleoptera, Staphylinidae.
AUGCUUCUAUUUAGAAGCAAUAAGAUAUUUAAGUUAUUUCUAGUAUUCGCAUUUUUGAGUUGUUCCUUGGCGCAACACUAUGAAGGAGAAUACGACGAUGACGAUCAUUCAUCCUACGAGUCAGAAUCUGAUGAACCAGACUAUUCUAAAUACUACGCAGGAGAUGGUGGCGGAUCAGCGGCUGCUUUGAUAGAUGUAAAAAAUAAUAACGGAUUUGUUAAUCCGGCAGAAUUCUCUUCCUUCUUUAGCGCUCCAUUCUAUGCCGCUUCUAAUAAUCAGGAAAUAACUAAAGACACAAACAAUGGUCAGAAUGGUUUUGUAAAUUCUCAAGAUUUCCAAGCUGGCUUUGCUGAUUUUAAAGCGUUGCCGUUUGGCGGCAAAGAUUUCUUUGAACAAGCUGCGCAGAAACAGAUUGAGAAAACAAAUAAACCCGAAACAAAUGACUAUUACGAAUUGAAACCUGGCCCGAGCUAUGUCUCGCACAAAAUUGUCCCACCAGCCCCGAAAAAAUCGAAAUACGCGUCGGAACUUGAAGAUCUAAACAAGCCAUAUAAUCAUAAAAAUAUAGAAAACCAAGAUGACAAAGUGAUCCCUCUAUAUUCCGGCGCUAAACAAAAGAUUGUCGAUCCGAAGUAUGUGCCUCAGUACACUCCCAAAAACCAGAAUAAUUUAACUCCGUACCAAAAGUACAGCUUCCAAACGCAGCCUGCCACCCUCUCAACUUUUGCAUCAGCUUCCACAGGAAAGCUGACCACGACGCCCACCUAUGCAAAUUAUGACUAUUUGUAUACCCCCAGUACCAAUAACGAAUACAAAUUAGCGUACGAUGCGGCCGCGACUAACCUUAAUUCAAAAUUACAGGACUUCAAUAACUUCAAACCGUCUCAGCUCAUCAAAGAAUGCAAGAAGAUUAACAAGCAUGUACCUGGCACCAAGAAAAACUCAAAACCCAUGGACUGCUACGUCUGUAAAGACGCCAAAGGUAUAAGCUAUGAAGAAUGUUUCUAUGGGCAAGCAUCUGAAUCCAAUCCGAAAAACUAUUACAUCGAGACAUCAAAAGAAUACAGUGAGCCAACCCAGGUGCAAAGCUACAAUUUUAACCGUUAUAAGCGUUACACCGUCAGUGAUAACAGCAAAGACGAUCCCUACGAGUAUCUGAAGAAACAGUCAGAGAAAUAUUAUCACAGCCCCGAUUUUGAUUCAAGCUACAAACAUCCAAAAAGUUUCGAAGAAGACUACAGAUAUGGUGGGGGUGAUGGCGAGGAAAAGAGUUCUUCGGAGCAGAUCGCUGAUCAACUUGUCAAAUCGGGUGAUAAUUGUAGGAAAGUUAACAAGGAUGGUAUGACAUGUACGAUUUGUGAAAACAAGAAAACGGGCGGUAAUUACGAGCAAUGCUCUUAUUCCUCGGCUCCUGAAGAGAAAAAAUAUGCGUAUUCUAAGCAGCGUAAGUACAAUCGUGAAGAUGAACCUACAGAAGAAACAGACAGUACUGAGGAACAACCUGUUAGUAAUAAGAAACCGCAACAGUUUUACAAACCUAAAAGUGAAAGUCCACGAAAACAAAAAUCGCCACAAAAAUAUCGUGGAGUUAGACCGAAUGCUGAUAGUUAUGAAAACACUGAUGAGGUUGAAAGAAUCAAACCAGUUAACACCAACCGCCAAGUCUCUGAAUAUACAGUACCUAAACAUUUUGCCAAUAUUAAUGUAUCACCUGAAAGCGCUGAAAGUGAAGAAGACCAGCCAGAAAAUGAAGAAUAUUAUUAUAUAAUACCUUCACAAACAUCUGAAUCAAAACGUGAUGAGCAAAAACAAGAUGUUGAUCAUGAAUCUGCCGAAGAAGAAGAUGCCGAACCUGAAACGCACUAUGGGUACUACGGUGAAGAAAGCAAGAAAGACGUGGAAGAAGUACUAGCUGAGUUUGCUAAGAAAGAUCGCUCCAAAUGUAAAAAAGCCGAAAAGAAUGGCAUGACUUGUUAUUUGUGCAUAGACAAAAAAGGUUUGCAACAUGAAGAAUGCAUGUACGUGUCAGAGUCGCGACCACAAUCUAAAUAUCAAGCGUAUCAUGCACAGAAAGAAACUGACGGACGCGAAGGUGCCGAACCAAAAACUCGCAGAAACGAGGAAAACGCAGAAGAAAGUAAAGUGAAAUCAGUGCGAACCAGUCGGUCGGAACCGCGAUUAGUUGAUAUAAAAUAUCCUGCAUUUGGCGAGAGUACUACCGAAAGUCUAGAACCACAAAGACGGAGGCGGCCAAAAAAAGCUGUCGAUGCUAAUCAGAAGCAAAAAGAUAAAACCAAAUCGAGAAUAUCGAGGAGAAAUUACAGCGAGAGAUUGGAUGACACUCCUGUAGAUGAGAGCAAGGAUGAGUAUAGAGUGGAAGGAGAGAAAGGAGCAUUCAGUCAUGAGACUGAGCCUGUUUUCAGUAAGAAGUAUGGCGUUACUUUACCGAAGUUUAUGUUGACUAGGUCGGAGGGCGAGAAGGUUUACGAUGAAUUUGUGCAAUCAAAAUCUUAA